AUGAGCUACACCAUGGAGCCCCUGGGCAACCCCUCGUACCGCCGGGUGACCGAGACCCGGGCCACCUACAGCCGCGCCAGCGCCUCCCCGUCCAGCGGCUUCCGCUCGCAGUCGUGGUCGCGCGGUUCGGGCAGCUCCGUGUCCUCCUCCUACAAACGCACCAACCUGGGCGGGCCUCGGGCCACCUACGGCCCCACGGUGCUGAGCUCCGCCGAGAGCCUGGAGCUGAGCCAGUCCUCGCUGUUGAACGGGGCGGCCGAGCUGAAGCUGAGCCGCUCCAACGAGAAGGAGCAGCUGCAAGGGCUGAACGACCGCUUCGCCGGCUACAUCGAGAAGGUUCACUACCUGGAGCAGCAGAACAAGGAGAUCGAGGCGGAGCUGGCGGCGCUGCGGCAGAAACACGCGGGGCGGGCGCAGCUGAGCGACGCCUACGAGCAGGAGCUGCGGGAGCUGCGCGGGGCCCUGGAGCAGGUGAGCCACGAAAAAGCGCAGAUCCAGCUGGACUCGGAGCACAUCGAGGAGGACAUCCAGCGCCUGAGGGAGCGCUUCGAGGACGAGGCGCGGCUGCGCGAUGAGACGGAGGCCACCAUCCGCGCCCUGCGCAAGGAGAUGGAGGAGGCCUCCCUGAUGCGGGCGGAGCUGGACAAGAAGGUGCAGUCGCUGCAGGACGAGGUGGCUUUCCUGCGGGGCAACCACGAGGAGGAGGUGGCCGAGCUGCUGGCGCAGCUGCAGGCGUCCCACGCCACGGUGGAGAGGAAGGACUACCUGAAGACGGACCUGACCACGGCGCUGAAGGAGAUCCGAGCCCAGCUGGAGUGCCAGUCCGACCACAACAUGCACCAGGCCGAGGAGUGGUUCAAGUGCCGCUACGCCAAGCUGACGGAGGCCGCCGAGCAGAACAAGGAGGCGAUCCGCUCCGCCAAGGAGGAGAUCGCCGAAUACCGCCGGCAGCUGCAGUCCAAGAGCAUCGAGCUGGAGUCGGUGCGCGGCACCAAGGAGUCGCUGGAGCGGCAGCUCAGUGACAUCGAGGAGCGCCACAACAACGACCUCACCACCUACCAGGACACCAUUCAUCAGCUGGAGAAUGAGCUUAGAGGAACAAAGUGGGAAAUGGCACGUCACUUGAGGGAAUACCAGGACCUCCUCAAUGUCAAGAUGGCCCUGGACAUUGAAAUUGCUGCAUACAGGAAGCUACUGGAAGGUGAAGAGACAAGAUUCAGUGCCUUUUCUGGAAGCAUUACUGGCCCCAUAUUCACGCACAGACAACCAUCUGUCACAAUAGCAGCCACUAAAAUCCAGAAAACCAAAAUUGAACCACCAAAGCUGAAGGUCCAGCACAAGUUUGUAGAAGAAAUCAUCGAAGAGACAAAGGUAGAGGAUGAAAAGUCAGAGAUGGAAGACGCCCUAGCAGCUAUCGCAGAAGAAAUGGCAGCCAAGGCCCAGCAAGAAGAACAGGAGGAAGAAAAAGCAGAAGAAGCAGCUGCAGAGGAAGAAAUUGUUUCUGAGAAGGCUGCUGCAGAACAAGCAGCUGCACCUGAGGAAGAGAAGGAGGAAGAGGAAGCAGAGGAGGAAGAAGAAGCUGCAAAAUCUGAUGCAGCAGAAGAAGGAGGUUCUGAAAAAGAAGAGAUAGAAGAAAAAGAAGGGGAGGAGGCCGAGGAAGAGGCAGAAGAAGCUGAGGCCAAGGGCAAAGCUGAAGAGGUAGCAGCAAAGGUAGAGAAGCUCAGAACGCCUCCCUCCAAGUCCCCCCCGAAAUCCCCCCCGAAAUCUCCUGUAACAGAACCAGCCAAGGCAGUCCAGAAAGAAGCAGGAAAAGAGCAGAAGGUGGAGAAAGUUGGUGAGAAAGCAGCCAAGGAGGAAGAGAAAGCAGCAUCUCCUGAGAAGCCAGCAACACCAAAGGUCACCUCUCCAGAGAAGGCUGCCAGCCCAGAGAAGCUGGGCACCCCGGAGAGGGCAGUGCCUCUGGGAAAGCCCAGCACCCCAGAGAAGCCCAGCACCCCAGAGAAGCCCAGCACCCCAGAAAAGCCCAGCACCCCAGAAAAGCCUCGCUCUCCAGAGAAACCAGUGAGCCCAGAGAAGCCUCGCUCUCCAGAGAAACCAGUGAGCCCAGAGAAGCCUCGCUCUCCAGAGAAGCCUCCCUCCCCAGCCAAAGCUGGCAAGGCUGUGGUGGAGGAGACAGUCACCCUCACAAAGGUGACCAAAGUCAGUGCAGAGGUGGGGAAGGGCUCCAGGAAAGAAGACAUCGCAGUGAACGGGGAGGUGGAGGAGAAAAAGGAAGAGGAGGAAGCCAAAGAGAAAGAGGUGGAGGAGGAAGACAAAGGGGUGGUGACCAACGGCCUGGAUGUGAGCCCCCUGGAUGACAAGGGGGUGAAGGUUGUGGUCACCAAAAAAGCAGAGAAGAUCAGCGGGGAAGGUGGGGACAGUACAACCACCUACAUCACCAAGUCGGUGACAGUCACUCAGAAAGUGGAGGAGCACGAAGAGAGCUUCGAGGAGAAGUUAGUGUCCACCAAGAAAGUGGAGAAAGUUACUUCACAUGCUGUAGUAAAAGAGAUUAAAGAGGCUGAGUAA
This is a messenger RNA of Indicator indicator, 2568 nucleotides long. RefSeq names its product neurofilament medium chain (gene NEFM). Gene Ontology annotation, biological process: neurofilament bundle assembly. The record is from RefSeq and is a predicted model, not a curated record. Gene Ontology annotation, cellular component: cytoplasm; axon; intermediate filament. Lineage: Eukaryota; Metazoa; Chordata; Aves; Piciformes; Indicatoridae. Gene Ontology annotation, molecular function: structural constituent of cytoskeleton. The coding region runs from base 1 to 2568 and encodes 855 amino acids. The transcript is spliced from 3 exons.